Molecule: messenger RNA, 2596 nt
Organism: Phytophthora nicotianae INRA-310
Lineage: Eukaryota; Oomycota; Peronosporomycetes; Peronosporales; Peronosporaceae
Exons: 1
Coding region: 26-2515 (829 amino acids)
Cellular component (GO): plasma membrane
Molecular function (GO): oxidoreductase activity
Source: RefSeq, a predicted model, not a curated record
ACCUCUAUCAAUACGUAUACCAUAUAUGGUAAUGCAACCACACACUCCGCAUACUACGGGACUAAUCGGCUGUACCACCGAGGAUUAUGGUCGAAGCAGAACUCCUCUCAAUCGACGGAAGCAAAGCAGGUGGUCUCGAAUCGGUUUCCUCCUCUCCGUUUUCACUCAGUUUUCAUUUUGCAGCGGCUCAAACAGGUCAAACUCAGACAGUCUCAGUCGUGUCCAUCCAUCGACUAGGAAUUUCUCCUACUGCAGCAAUUGUCGAAUUGGCCGAAUCCUUCGCAUCUCAGUCAUGGCCCGUUCAUUCCUGCCGCUCUUGGCCACCGCUUUAGCAGCCACCAGCGCCAACAUGGCCAGCGCCGCCGUCUCCAACUCCAGCAUCUGCUCCAGUGCCGCGUUCCAAGCUCUUUCGGGCACGCGCCUGGGCGACAGUCCCAUCUUCGUGCGCGCCUUGGUGCAGGGCGACGAAGUCUGCGUCGAAUACCAGCUUGAAGCGUCCGUGGCCAGCUCGGCCACGUGGUUUGGCGUCGGGCCAUCGCGUGGCUCCAGCAUGGUGAGCAGUCCGGCCGCCAAUGUCAUGAUGUUCUUCAAGGACAGCGGCACCCCGACGUCCUACGUGCUGGGCGGCUACGUUAACAGCGACGUGACGGAGGAGAGCGAUCUGUCCUCCUUCGUGGUGGGCUCGGCCAGCACCACCAGCAUGAGCUUCAGCUUCCAGCGCACUUUGGCGGCCGCUUCCAGUUCGGAUGUAGCCAUCUCGGCCACGGGCUCCACAGACUUUAUCUGGGCCUACGGCACCUCGUGGCCCAUUUCCACGCACAGAAGUGGCACUAACGGCGUCGCCACCUUCAACGUCGCGGCCGCGGCCACGGCCACGGGCUCCAAUGCGGGUGCCAGCACGACCGUCAGCUCCAGUACGUCCACGCCCUGGUGCGACGAUAAGAACUGCCCGGGUAUCGUCGGCGGCGUCGCCUUUGCCACUAUGGCCGUGUGCGGCCUGCUGCUUACUGCGGCCCUCAAGUCUUCGCCCGUCGGUAAGAUCCUGCUGCACCGCACGGUGGCCCCGCCUCCGGUCAAGAUGACGACCAACGCGCCGGUGGCCAAGCCUCACACUAUGUUCAUGCAAACACUGGCCGAUCUCCACCUCGGCGAGCUGCUGGUUAUGCUCAUUUUCGUUGCGGCCGUGAUUGUACUCAUCGCUCUACUAAGCGACGAGCAGAACUACGUCGUGUCGGGCCAAGUGAGUCUGCUGAUCCUCAUGUUCCUCAUCCUCCCCGUGGCCCGCCUGCCCGUGUGGUCGGUUCUCUUCGGCAGUUCGUUCGAGCGUAUUGUCAAGUUCCACCGCUGGCUCGGCCUCAUUAUGAACGUCGCAGUGAUCGUCCACGUCGUGCAGGCCAGUGACGUUGUGGACCUCACACUUAACGAGAAGUACGGCGAAGUGACGCCUCUGCCUGGCUUCGUGGCGUUCAUCUGCUUCAUCGCGAUGCUGUUCCUGUCGAUCGAGUACAUCCGUCGCAUGUUCUUCGAGGUUUUCUACUUCACACACCGCGUAUUGUCCAUUGUGGGCUUCGUCUUCACUAUUCUACACGCCCCCAAGUUUAUCGGCCUCGCUCUUUGUGUUCCUCUUGGACUGUACGCUCUCGGUCUGCUGUAUCGUUGGUCCAGCGCCUUCACCGGUUCAUACAAGGCUUCUGCGAUCGUACACUCCGGCUCGAACUCGACUACACUUGUCCUGGAAUCCACCCCAAAGACUGGCAAGAUGGCCAUGAACGUCAACCCUGGCUCGUACUUCCUCGUGCGUCUACCGGCCAUCUCGGCCACGCAAUGGCACCCGUUCUCGUCUAUUGUGACUCCGGACGGUAAGUCGCUGGGUUUCACUAUCAAGGCUAUGGGCAAUGGCUCGUUCACGCGUAAACUACUGGAGAAGGCUGGUACGCAGUACGAUUUCACUGCGAACCUGUGUGGCCCGUUCGGUAAGAUGUCACUCAAUGUGGACAGCUACGACGCUGUUGUGCUGGUUGCUGGCGGUGUUGGUAUCACUCCGAUGAUGAGUCUUAUCAACCAGACGCGCUUGUUCCCGACUGCUACGGGCGAUUCGGACAAGGCUCCCAAGGCUUCGGACUGGUAUGUGCUGUGGUCCGUACGCGAGCCCGAAGAUAUCUUGAUGAUGGAGCAGUUCUUGCCGACCCACGCUCAGCUGGACUACGCGGCCCGUGCCAGUAUUCAGGACCCCAACAUGGCCAUCCUCGGCAACAAUGCGCCGGCUCCAGUUAACAUUAACUGGAUGUUCCAUGUGUCGAACGCUCGCACUGAUGGUGUGGUUACCCGUGCGAACGGCGAGACGUUGUCGUACCGCGGUGGCCAGCCCAUUCUCGAUGAGCUGAUCAACACAAGUCGCUUUAACGGCAGGAAGGUGACGGUGGUGGCUUGCGGUCCCCCGACCAUGACGGUCGAGGCCCAGGCACUUGCUCGCAACUGCAACUUCGACUUCCACAAGGAGGUUUUCAACUGGUAAACGCAUACAACAUCAUUUUGGUUUCAAUAGCAAUAAGUAGUCGAGGGCAAUAAUGGUAUCUUUCAUUCCUUCGUUCUGCCA